This is a messenger RNA of Guyanagaster necrorhizus, 168 nucleotides long. RefSeq lists its product as uncharacterized. The record is from RefSeq and is a predicted model, not a curated record. The annotation marks the transcript as partial. The transcript has a single exon. NCBI's taxonomy places the organism in Eukaryota, Fungi, Basidiomycota, Agaricomycetes, Agaricales, Physalacriaceae.
UCUUUCAAGAGGCUUUGUAUGGCAGAUGGGACACUCAUCCUAUCAAGGGGUUCUUGGGAAGAGAUAAUGACAUUUAGCCCAGCAAAAAGAAAAGUCAUAUUGGAGGUGUUUGCUAACAGUGGAGGUUGGAGCUUCUUAUUGGGAAAGCUAUUACUCAUGCAGUUUUAG